Molecule: messenger RNA, 3102 nt
Organism: Adineta ricciae
Lineage: Eukaryota; Metazoa; Rotifera; Eurotatoria; Adinetida; Adinetidae
Source: the annotation of a GenBank genome assembly
AUGAUGAGUUCGCCGAGCGAGAUAAACACCAAUAAUUAUGGUGUGCUUCUGUACCCUAUUCAGCAGCCUAUAAGCAACUUUCCGAUUAAUGAUCCCCACCAUCAAUGGCAAUUCAACUAUUAUAAUCAGCAUCCUCCAUUAACACAAUCCAUACCAGUGAUCAGAGAGCCGUCGAUCGUUAUCCCUACACCAUCGUCAAUUCCAAUAUCCGUACCAAAUGAAGCAUCGAAUAUACCACACCAUCACACAGAUAUGCGAAAUGAAAACGAAAGACCAGUUUCGGCACAGCCGAAGCAAAGUCAGUCAAAGGUCAAGAAUACCACUUCACAAGAUUCUACAAAUAAAAAGAAGAAGCCGCUGACCGUGUUGAGAGAACUAAGCACGGAACAUCUUGGAGCAAUAAAAGCUACUUUUGAGAGAGCUCUUCAUGAACAUUGCUUGCCGAAGACGGAUCACGAGCAACAUAUGAUCAUUUACAAUCGUUUACGGGAGAUUAUCCUUAGCGAAAGACCAGACGCACGGAUCAUUUUAUAUGGCCCAUCAUCAUGCGAAUGUUGUUUAAAAGAGGAGAAUACUAUCGAGAUUGAUAUUGAAUUUAAGGAAACUUUACCUUAUGAAACCUUAAAAGAAUUACUCGAAAUUGUUCGUCGUUCAGUACACUUCAAAAAUGUUCAUCUCAACACCGAUUGCGACCCGUUAUCAGUAGAUCUAUCGGUGAUCAACUCAAAUAUCCUAGUGCGAUUGACGGCAAAUAAUACACGCGCCGUUCGAUUGUCCCAAAUAAUUCAAAUCUAUACAAAGUUUGAUGAACGUGUACUUCCAUUACUGCGUCUCUUUCGAAUCCUAGCAAAAAUAUGUAAUACAGACAAACCUGAUCUUGGAACUUUUCAUCCAAUGGUCUUUGACUUUCUGGCCAUUUAUUUUCUUCAACAACUCGAUCCAUGCGUUGUCCCAUGCCUUCAUGAAUAUGUAUACGGCAUAGAGAAAGUGCCAUUCAUAUUGAACAAUGACCAAUAUCCGGAUUUUUUUCAAAAAUGCAAUGCAUACGUCGAUCAAUGGAAAUCAAAAAAUAGCGCAUCUACCGAGCUGCUCUUUCUUCAAUUACUCUCCUUCUACACUGAAAAAUUCCAUAAAAAACGAUUCAUUGUUUGUAUACAAACACGAAUGCCUGUUAAAAAAAUUGCAAGACAAAUACACAACCAAAAACUCUUUUGCUUGGAUCCGACAUCACUCAGUCGAAAUUUAUGCUACACCAUGAAAGCGAAUCGUUCAUUUCAAUACUUUCAACAUACACUUAAAACAGCUCUCAACUACUUUUGCCAACAACGAAAGGAUGUAGAUGGUGCUGACAUUCCGCCGAAAGAACUACUUCGCGCGAUAGAGAAAUCCUACAGCUUACUUAUUGAACAUUUUCCAAAAGAAAACAGUUACUGGGAUCGUGUACAACAAGAAGAUAUACGAGAAGAUUAUAAGAGAAGGUUCGACCAUAUAGAGCAUUCAUUACACGAACCGAACGACAAAGAAAAAGUUUCGUCUACAAAUAAUCCAGUUGAAGAGGAUCAGUCGUUUAAAUCUGAAUUGGAGAGUUCUUACGGCGAAAAAUUACUUUCACUAAAAGAUCUUUGCAUAGAUCUCAAUAGAACUCAGAAAGAAAUUCUAUGUAAAGAAUACGAACAGCAAGUUAAACUGUUCAAUGCUGCAAUCCUACAGAUAGUAAAUAAUAUCAAAUCAAUAACAGAACCUACGACACUUUUGUAUGAUAUGCAAGCGCAAAAUUUUGGCGCUCGCCAAGGUGCACCACCUGUAUGUACGAUAUGUCAUGAGAGUGAUCAUACUAAAUCUGAUUGUCCGGAAUUAAUUCUGCCCGAAAUGGUUAAUUGUCCUGCAAAUAGUAGAGAAUGGCUUGAUACACUUUCGCGUAUAUGUCAACAAGUGACUGGUCAAUGUAAACCGACGAAACAAGACGCAAAAAAUCGUCAAGACAUUUUGAAUUAUCUGCAAACUGAGUUUCGAAAAUCUUAUCCUUCUUGUUCUGUUCAUGCGUACGGAUCAUCUCUUAAUGGAUUUGGGCUUCGACAGAGUGAUCUAGAUAUCUGUGUUCUAUUGACAGACAAUUACGAAGAGUUGGACAUUGGUAUUUUGGAGAAGUUAUUUCAAAUUAUGCGUUCAACUCCUCAUGUGUUCAGAGAUGUGGAAUUCGUACGCGAUACAAGAGUGCCUAUUAUUCGAUCGAUACAUUCUCCAUUGAAUAUUGAAAUUGACGUUACUCUUCAUAAUGUCUUUGCGAUGGAAAACACUCGUCUACUGAGAGUCUAUUCGAUGAUCGAUUCACGUGUGCCUCAACUUGGAUAUAUGGUGAAACAUCUGGUCAAGAUAUGUGACAUUGGAGAUGCAAAAUUCGGAACGUUAUCAAGCUAUGCGUAUAUUAUUAUGUUAAUACAUUUUCUACAACAAAUUCAACCACCUGUCCUUCCUGUUCUUCAACAAUUAAGCGACAAGAAUUCCAAGGAAAAUAUCGUUAUUCGAGACGGCAACAGAUGGAAUGUAUAUUUCUACGAUAACAUAUCAAACUUAAGACAGGUUUGGAUAAAUAAGUAUGGGCCAAAUACAUUAACAACCGGUGAACUAUGGAUUGCCUUUUUACGAUACUACGCUGAUCAAUUUGAUUACGAAAAACAUGUUGUUGCCAUACGACAAAUUGAACCGUUGACACGUGAUGAAAAAGGAUGGUUUCAUCGAACGAUUGCCAUUGAAGAUCCAUUCAUACUGACGCAUAAUUUAGCCGAGAGACUGUCGUUGCAAAAAUGGACUUUUAUUCGUCGCGUGUUUAUUCGAGCUAAAAUACAAUUCUCCACACAAUUGAAUGACACUACUAUUCAUCAAUAUAAACUUGGUUGGAUACAGAAAUACUUAUUUGAUGUGAAUUUUCUCUGUCCCGAGAGGAUCUAUAAACCCGUAGAAAAGUCUGCCAAUAAGAAUAAUAAAAAAGCUAAAAAAGUCGAACAAAGUAAUAAACCGUUAAGACCUUUGAUGGGAAUCGAUAGGAAUCUAACUGUUGGCAUCCCGAAUCAGUCAGCGGCUGCUCGAUCAACGGCUCAAUGA